AUGACCAAGCCCAGUCUCCUGGAGCUCCCGCCGGGAGUUCAACUCGUCUACCUAGCCGAGGGCGGCGCAAAUGUGAUCUAUCGUUUUGUCCCGACCAAGUCCCAUCUAGCGGUCAAGCAACACCCACGAUCCCCUCUGGAUCCGCAAUUGCUCUCCGCCGCCUUCGGAGGCAAAUUACUACGUCUGCGCAAGGAGACAAAAGCAGCUGUCUCGUAUAGAGAGAUCGUGCACAAUUUCGAUGCGAAAAUCAGACCACUUUUUCACACCGAUGAACUCGUCGACCAAAACCUCAUUCGUCUCCCCGACGGCCUCCUUGCUCACUGCAACGAGUUGCUCCGACUCUCGGAACUCAAUGGCGAACGUCCCAAAAAGAGGCAUGGCGGGUACCUUUGCUCUAGUGAGCCAUUUGGCUUGCUGAUUACCGAUAUGACUAUCUUCAAUGAACCCGGCGCUACGCUCGCUGAAUUGAAACCGAAAUGGUUGCUACAGUCGCCCUCUGCGCCUGACACGGCGAAUAGAUGCCGCACCUGUGCGCUGAGGGAAAUGAAGAAUUACGAGUCCCGACGGCUGGGGCUGAAAGAGUCGAGAUCGUUUUGUCCCCUCGACCUGGUGUCUGACCGCUUUGAGAACGUCCUCCGCGCAACGACCUUUAUUAAAGGAUGCAACGACCGCGCCCGACUCGCGCGUAUCCUCUUCCGCAAUCCCACCCUGCAAAAUAUCCAGUCUCGGCAGAAAUCAUUCAGAGAGGUCGGGCUACUGGGUCCGUCCGCGCAGUCUCGCGAGACGUCGUUGGAUAUGACACUCCGAGACUGUACGAUGUUUAUCAAGAUCCCCGCGGACGAAAAAUCACCCGUCCAAAUCCGUCUCGGCGACCUAGACCUGAAAACUGGGGCGGGCGGUAAAGCACAGUACUGGCGGGACCUGGAGCACCAGUUGAUAGAUGAGGGAUGGUAUCGCGGUUCGAAUCCCGGUCAGGAACCGAGUGAGUGUGCAUUGGCGAGGUUGGAGGGGGUCUAA
Molecule: messenger RNA, 1017 nt
Organism: Penicillium argentinense
Lineage: Eukaryota; Fungi; Ascomycota; Eurotiomycetes; Eurotiales; Aspergillaceae
Product: inositol-pentakisphosphate 2-kinase
Exons: 2
Coding region: 1-1017 (338 amino acids)
Biological process (GO): inositol phosphate biosynthetic process
Cellular component (GO): nucleus
Molecular function (GO): ATP binding; inositol-1,3,4,5,6-pentakisphosphate 2-kinase activity
Source: RefSeq, a predicted model, not a curated record